AUGCUCAACUGGCACGAUUUUGACGCAGUCUUUCAGCCAAAGGCUGACUAUGCCUACGACGCCCGAACGGUAGAGAGCAUCAUCAAGCACCGCAAGGAGUUCGGCGACCAACUAUUCUUUGACCGCAUCUGGAGGACAAUUGGGCUUACAAGACCUGCAAGGAAUAACUAUCCACCCCGGUCCAACCAGGAUCUGCGCAAUUUGUGGUCCAAGAUCGUUCAGUCCACGGCUCCCGAGGAGCAGAAACUCGCCCUUCUUUACUACCUGCUCAGAGACUGUCGCCAGCUGCAAAACGCCGACUUGAACUUUGCCCGAAGAACACACCUCCCUCAAAGAUGGCAGCUUCUCAUGGCCGGCUUAUGGGAACUCGAUCACGCUCAAUUCUCUCGCGCCCUUGAACACCUCACAGACCCUUCGCUAACACCCACCUUCACCGACGAGAUCCUCCUUACCCUACUCCGACAUCCAAAAUGCGAGCCUUCAUUGGCGACCGCCUACUACAUUGCUAUGUCCCCACCACUGGAAGAUCCAGCGGUGCUCGAGGCGUAUUAUGAGUUAAUCAUAACCAAUAACCUAGUGGAGGCAUAUUAUUUCGCACAAAGACAAAACGAAGCAAAACACAAAAUGCUGUUUGACAAACUUGUUGUUGCCGUACAUCAGAACAGCCCUGGACAAUCUCGUUCGGAGCGAGCUGCGCUUCUUGUUGGGCUGCCGUUGACCGCGCAGGAGGAAGCUUGGUUCGAGCGUUGCAUAUUGGACGGUGCAGCUUCCAAGCUGCCUGGUGCGAAGGACUCGCUCAUGGCAAGGACAAUCGCCAUGGGAAGGUCAACAAGUGAUUCAACUGCGCUGAGCAGGCUCAAAGGCGACAGCAUUGGGGGGAUCAACUGGGAGGUCGUGAGAGCGGGAAUUGCCGAUGCGGUGCCCCAUUGA
Messenger RNA from Fonsecaea multimorphosa CBS 102226, 930 nucleotides. RefSeq lists its product as uncharacterized. The record is from RefSeq and is a predicted model, not a curated record. Bases 1 to 930 code for a protein of 309 amino acids. The transcript has 2 exons. Lineage: Eukaryota; Fungi; Ascomycota; Eurotiomycetes; Chaetothyriales; Herpotrichiellaceae.